GUUUGAAUAGGCCUCAGUGUUAGUUGAGGGAUUAGCAUGAGAAUGGUGUGUGAGUGCUGGAAGGUGUUCUGUCACUCUGCAGCUCGCUCUCUCUCUCUCAGCUUCUCUCCUCUGAACACUCGACUCCUCUCUUCUCCUCUUUCACCUUCAUCUUCAUCUUUAUCCUUCCUCUUCCCGUUCAGGAACAACAUGGAGAAUAACCACACCUUCCUGUACUUUGCUUAUGGCAGUAACCUGCUGAAGGAGCGCCUUCAGCUGAAGAACCCGUCUGCCACGGUCCACUGUGUGGCCCGGCUCAAGGAAUAUAAACUGGUGUUUGGGAACUAUAAAGGCCUGGCAAGUGACCGGUGGCACGGCGGUGUGGCUACCAUCGAGAAGAGCCCUGGAGACGAGGUAUGGGGGGUGGUGUGGAGGAUGAACAUGACAGACCUCGAGUCCCUGGACAGUCAGGAGAAUGUGACAUUGGGUGCGUACAGUCCAGUGGAGCUCCCAGUGAAGACUAAAGGACAGGAGCUCAGCUGUCGGACCUACAUCAUGAACAGCUGUGUGUACGCUCCUCCAUCACCUCAGUACCUACGGGUGAUAGUGAUGGGCGCAGAGCAGAACGGCCUGCCCAAGGACUACCAGGAGAAGCUGAGAGCCAUCAAGACCAACAUGUAUGAAGGUCCUCUGCCCAUGAUGAAUGAACUCGACCGAAUCAGGAGAGCCAAAGAGAGGGACCUCCAAGGCUGUGAUGAUGGCCGGGUCCAGGUCCACUUUCUCCUGUAGAAAAAGUCCUUAAAGCGCUGUGAGGAACCUUAAACUGUUGAUUAAUGACGAGAAAGAAAUGUUGAAUGCAAAACAACAGACGGAGCAAUGACACAGAUUCAUUAUUAUUUUCAGUUUGACUGACAGAAUCAGGAAGUAGUCAUUUCUCACCACGUUAUAAAAUGUUUUAACCCUUAAAGGCAGGGUUGGUUAUUUUCCUCCAGAUGCACUUUUUAGGAUUUGGGUUGAAAUUGUCUUUAGGUCCUGACAGAAAUUAAUAACUCAUGUUCUCUGAAAAAGAAACAAAGAAAAUCCGUCAUCUGUAGCAGUUGUAAUGUAGUUGUAAUGUAAAAACUUUGACCAAUGUCUGCCAAGAGGUACCAAUCUGAUGAACCAAUCACAGCCUUCCUGUCUCCCUGCUCGUUCUCUACCUCUUGCGUGAACUAGCCCACACAAGAUAGAGUUUAUACUGCGAGUUUACUUACCGCUGAAUGAGACGACAUAGUUUCUACACAAUGCAAGCGAUGAGCUGAGGUCCCCUUCUGGAGUGACGGUGCUCGUGCAUGUUAGUGAGGGGCCGUGGCUUUUGAGGGAGCACAGAGGGGAGGGGGUGUAGACGGAGCACUGAGGGAAUGCUACUUUCGAAAAUUUCCCAACCCUGCUUUUAAAUGAAAGUAGACUUUUUACCCAAACAUCACAUAACUUAAGCUAAGGUAUAAGUCAGAAGGGUAUAUAUUUCAUAACUGUUGGUCAUAAUUGUUGCCUGAAUGGAGGAGUUAUUAAAUAAAGGAUUACUUUAAUGUGGCACAAAAUCAGAGAUUAUGUCGUUUUGGAUGAAUCACUGAAGACACAAAUAUGAUCAGGUUAUGCUCACCGAAGUGUGAUUCUAUCGAACAUCUUCAACAAAACUGUCAUUUUUAAAGAUCCACAUUAAAGUUGCGAAUGUCAACUCA
This is a messenger RNA of Labrus bergylta (ballan wrasse), 1700 nucleotides long. RefSeq names its product gamma-glutamylcyclotransferase b (gene ggctb). Gene Ontology annotation, molecular function: gamma-glutamylcyclotransferase activity. NCBI's taxonomy places the organism in Eukaryota, Metazoa, Chordata, Actinopteri, Labriformes, Labridae. The record is from RefSeq and is a predicted model, not a curated record.